This is a messenger RNA of Ustilaginoidea virens, 630 nucleotides long. RefSeq lists its product as uncharacterized. The record is from RefSeq and is a predicted model, not a curated record. Lineage: Eukaryota; Fungi; Ascomycota; Sordariomycetes; Hypocreales; Clavicipitaceae. The transcript is spliced from 3 exons. The coding region runs from base 1 to 630 and encodes 209 amino acids.
AUGCAGAUUUGCAACGCCUUCCUUCUUUUCCUUGGCUUUGCAGCAGCGGCCCCUUCCGUUGCCCUUGAUGGACGUAGCGAUGGCCCCCAAAGCGUCACGGUUCAAGGCGUCAGCUUCGCUGGAAGCGGCUGUGCCGCUGGUGACGCCUCUGUUCAGAUAGACUCGACCGGCUCUCUCUUGGCCACGUUUCAUGAGUAUGGAGUCAAAACCGGACCGAACACUGUCCCUGGUGACUGGCAAAAGUUCUGCAGGAUGGCCAUCAACUUGCAGUUUGACUCGGGAUUCCAAUUCUCCGUUGUCGGUGCCGAAAUGAUUGGAUCCGCCCAGAUACCGGCGGGCGUCAACGGCCAGUGCACAAACACGUUCUCUGUCACGGGCGGGACGUUGCCGCCCAUGCACUACUAUAGCAUCGCGUUUCCGGGCCCUUACUCGGGCAACUUUGACUUGCAGGCCCAGCCGGGCAAUUCGUCGUGGUCUCCGUGCGGUGCCAGCUCGGCCACUCUCAACAUGAACACUGCCUGCAGCAUUACUCCGGUCAAAUUGGCCGCUUUCAUUUAUCCUAGGCUAGGUGUUCGCUAUGGGCUCUUUGCCAAGGCUGCGCUCCAGUGGCAGCGUUGCCCCGGGAGCUAA